UCAAGACAUCUCAUAUUGCGUAAUCUCCUUUGGAAAAUUAGAGAAACAUGAAGUCAACAGAUGACUAGCGGACAGGAUAGAAAAGAGUGGAUGUAUCGUUCAUUUUCAAGUGUUACAAGGCGAGAAGUGUUUUUGGGGAUUUGAAGUGAGGACGGGCGGGCUCAUGACUUGUAGGCUCUAUAAUCUUCAUUGGAAUUAAGCUAAAGUCGCCAAAAUCUCCCGCUAAGAGGAACUGAAUAACAUCAACAUGCUAGUUCACUGCAGAGCGGUGCUGUUUUUCGUUGCCAUGUACGAAAUCUGUGGAAGAAUUGUUACCAAGCGCGAAGAGGGAUGGGAGUUGGAGGAUUAUUUGGAUAGUGAGGAUCCGAACUGGCCGUCAGGGGAUUAUGAAAAUCUCUCUGCGUUUGAUGAGAUUUGGAAAGCAAAUGAAGCCGAGGACGUUACUGACUUACUGGAAGGUGAUAUAAAAACUGAUCUUGAUUCAAAAAAUGCCACCGAUGAGGAAAAGAUUAAUGAUGCAGUACGAAGCCGACAGUAUACGUGGCGAACGAAGGUCGUUCCCUACGAAAUCUCUAAAGAGCUUGUGUCAUCUGGCUACAUGGCAAAUAUUCGAGCGGCAUUUUCUGAGUUUGAGAAGUACACCUGCAUCAAAUGGAAGCCAAGAGGAAAAGAGAAAUAUUGGGUCAGGUUCAUCAAGGGUAAAGGGUGUUGGUCACCAGUCGGCUACAGACGAAAAUCACCUCAAUUAAUUUCGCUUGGAAAUGGUUGCAACCAAAAAGGCAUCAUCUGUCAUGAAAUGAUGCAUACUCUUGGGUUCUACCACGAACAAGGUCGACCGGACCGAGACAAAUACGUGGCAAUUUACUGGGAAAAUAUUCAAUCUGGAAAGGAACACAACUUUAAAAAGCAAAGUGAGGAAGACCUUGAUCCUUUGAACGCACCGUAUGAUACGAGCAGUAUCAUGCAUUAUGGGAAAUACACGUUCAACAAAAAUGGCAGACCUACAAUUGAAGUUAUCGGUAAACCUUAUAAAAUGAUUGGACAGCGGUUUGGAUUCAGUAAAACGGAUAUUGAACAGUUAAACGCUCUUUAUGACUGCUCUAAUGACGCAACAGGCGGCUGGAGUUCGUGGACAAGUUUUGGUCCCUGUUACAAGCAUAAUUCCAAAUGCCUUCAUGAUCGCCAGAGAUACUGUUCGAACAAGAAUAGAGAUAAGUGUCCCGGUGCAAACAUGUAUGGUGUACAGACUCAGACAAAGCCAUGUCCACAUAGCUGCUCCUCGCCAGUUGACGGCCACUGGGGUCGUUGGUCUUCAUGGUCACCUUGCAGUGAAACAUGCGGUUUUGGGACCCACACUAGAACAAGAAAAUGUAACGAUCCACCUCCAAAGUAUGGUGGGGAGGAAUGUGCUGGAGACAGGACAGAUGUUGGCAAGUGUCUUGUGACAGUUUGUGGUCUUGGUCCAUAUGAUGUUUCAUUUGAGUCAGAAGGGAUGCAUGGCUGGAAAUUGUGCGAAUCGCAUGAAGAGAAAAAUCGUCCAAAUUGGUAUUUUAGUAGGGGAAUAACGGGAUCACCUUACACAGGACCUAUUAAAGAUCAUACUACGGGCUCAGGACGAUAUAUAUUUUUUGAAGCAUCAGCCCCGGCCAGGAAUGGUGACGUCGCCUGCUUUCACAGCCCUAAGAUUCCUUCAACAACUUGUCAGCGAUUGACGUUUUGGUAUCAUAUGUACGGAGCUCAAAUGGGAACCCUGAGGGUUCUAAAGAAGACUGUGGAUGGAGAAGCGACAACCCUGUGGAAGAGAUCCUUCAUGCAGGGAACGAACUGGAUGUUCGCUAACGUAGAAAUUUAUUGCAAAGAGAAAUUUCAGAUUUAUUUUGAGGGUAUCCGUGGUGCAGGUUUCAAAGGUGACAUUGGUAUCGAUGACGUAAAGAUUAAAGACUGCAGCGAUUAGCCAACCAAAGCUAGAUGAUG
Molecule: messenger RNA, 1974 nt
Organism: Stylophora pistillata
Lineage: Eukaryota; Metazoa; Cnidaria; Anthozoa; Scleractinia; Pocilloporidae
Product: low choriolytic enzyme
Biological process (GO): proteolysis
Cellular component (GO): membrane
Molecular function (GO): metalloendopeptidase activity; zinc ion binding
Source: RefSeq, a predicted model, not a curated record